This is a messenger RNA of Aspergillus lentulus, 1470 nucleotides long. RefSeq names its product Zn(II)2Cys6 transcription factor. Gene Ontology annotation, cellular component: nucleus. Gene Ontology annotation, biological process: positive regulation of transcription by RNA polymerase II. Gene Ontology annotation, molecular function: DNA-binding transcription factor activity, RNA polymerase II-specific; zinc ion binding; transcription cis-regulatory region binding. The record is from RefSeq and is a predicted model, not a curated record. NCBI's taxonomy places the organism in Eukaryota, Fungi, Ascomycota, Eurotiomycetes, Eurotiales, Aspergillaceae.
AUGUCCCGCCAUUUCUCUUUUAAAGCUGUCGUGCUAGGAGCACCCUUGUGUACCAGCCCAGGUGGAGGACAUCCGCCACCAGCAAGGCAUGUCAAGAGCCGAUCUGGAUGUGAGCCAUGCAAGCGCCGGCGGGUGAAAUGCGAUGAGACUCGCCCGCGGUGUCGACGAUGCCAGAGCCGUAAUGAGACAUGCACAGGAAACUUCCUCUCCGACACCUGGCAGAUAGAGCGCCCUUGGCUCUUGGUGGCAGACCAAAAACCUCAGUCUGCGCCUUUCUCAUCUAAGACGUACGGCGAACUCACUGGAGUCUUGGAGAAUGAUCUUCUACGCCACUGGUUCGACCACGCCUGUCUGACGAUGGCCAUUCUUCCUCCUCCACUGAAUCCGCUUUCCUACGGGAUGGCCCCAUAUCUCCGCCGAUCCAAGGCCUUGCGACAUACAAUUCAGUGCGUCAGCCAUGCCCACCGACAGUUCUUUAGUGUUGCCCAACUGGCUGAGUUCCUCGAUGAGCGUGACCGCGCCUUGGUAUCCCUGCAAAACGAAAUUGACCGCGCCAUGCAGCGGAGCCCAUCUUCACAGGGGUCGCUUUUACGGACGAUUCUUUUGUCUUCGCUACUUCUCGGCAUCUCAUCCGCAUGGCUGGUUGAUGAUGAUUACGGUUAUCAGUAUCUCGUCGGCACCCGGAAGGUGGUUUCGCUGCUUCUAGAGCAGGACAACUCCACAGAUGAUUUCCUCCGCUACCUCCUGGGUCUCUACGUCUACUGGGAACUCUGUUCCUCAUACAUCGAACCUUGUGAUAUGAUCCUUUCAUCAACAGAGCUUGUCUCCAAAGUGGUGAGCGAGCAUCUGGUUAGUUACAUUCACCCCGUAACCGGUAUUGCUACCAGUAUCUGCCCAGUCCUGAUCGAUGUGGGCCGGUACUACCGCCGGGUAAUUGAGCUUUCUGUGGACGGCGUCAACCCAGCUUACGAAUACUUGCUGGAAUCCAAACUCCAGGAUUGGUCUGCAGAAAAAGCAUCGUUUUCAAUAUCCGUCUGCUCACAGACCAAAGCAGAGAGCUUGCUGGCGUCUCUCCAGCUACUGGCAGACUCACAGCGUGCAAUGGGGAUGAUAAUGCUCUACCAGGCAAGGUCGGUCGCACAGGGUAUACACCCCGCCGGCUUUCCACCCCUGCGAAAAGCCGUCGAGACUAUAAUGACAAUGCUUCGAUUGAUUCCCCCUGGUGAUCCGCUGCUCAACUCCGAGGCGCCCCUUCUCGUCAUUGCUGGCUCCGAGUUGCUGGAGACGGAUACAGAGUACCGAGAGCUAGUUGAACGCCAUGCCAUGGAAGUGACAAAGUUUACGCGCGUCAGGGCUUAUAUGAGUGGAUUACAGCUCGUGCGUGAUAUUUGGGGCCUUCGGAAGGCUGGGAUGAGAACUACUUGGCUAGAAUUGAUGCUCCAGAGAGGAAACACCUUGUCCUUAGUGUAG